UAGAAUUUGGUACGAGCCAUUACACAUAUUUAGUACUUAUACAUACGUAGUGCAAAGAUGGCGUCGACGGUGUGUGUGUCGAGGUGCCGACUUUUAGCAAAAUUAGAAUUAAAUCGUGGUUUGUGUGUGUCGCCGAUAUUUAGGGAUUUUUCAAAUAACAGGGAGUCAUGGUGUCGGCGGUGGCGACCGGCUCGAAGGACCUUUUUGACAAGCGUAUGCGCUCACGGAUCCAAAACGCCUUCAAAAGUUGAUCACGAGAAAUCUGACGAUGUGACGGUGACGUACCGGCGCGGGCUGCCCGUGAUCACGGUCCCGCUGCCGUCGCGCCGCGAGCGAUGCCGCUUCACUCUGCGGCCCGUCUCGCAGACCGUCGGCGACCUCCUCGAACAGGUCAAAGCAGAAGACCGCGGCGUGGAGCGAGCCACGGCCCUGGCGGCGGAUGAGCGCGUGCGCAUCGCGUCCAGCGACACCGUCGAGUCGCUGCUCGAGAACGACUUCCGGCUCAUCAUCAACGACAUCGAGUACUACGUCAAGAGCCCCUCGCAGGAGCGGCUGAGCACGGAGGAGAUAACGCGACUGAGCGACGUGCGGAAUCUGGUCAAUCAGCUGUACGAGACGCUCAACGUACGCGAGCAUCAGAUUCGUAAGGAGAGGGAAAUACGUUCGCAGCUCGAGAAGGUUACUGCGGAAAUACAGCCGCUUGAGGAGAAACGGCUAAGUUUAGAAGUGGAAACCAGCCGCCGCACCUCCGCGCUGACGUGGGUCGGCCUCGGCCUCAUGGGCGUCCAGUUCGGGGUGCUCGCGCGGCUGACCUGGUGGGAGUACUCCUGGGACAUCAUGGAGCCCGUCACGUACUUUGUCACUUACGGGACGGCGAUGGCCGCCUAUGCUUACUUCGUGCUAACGAAACAGGAAUACAUAUUGCCCGAUGUGAAAGAUAGGCAACAUCUGCUGACGUUGCACAAAAAGGCGAAAAAGGUCGGACUGGAUAUUAACCAGUACAAUCAUCUGAAAGAUGAGAUAGACAAACUGCAAAAGGACCUAGCGCGGCUGCACGACCCGCUUCACAUCCACAUGUUGCCGAAGCGCGGCCCCCCGGCCUCCGAGAAACGCUCGCCCCUCACCAAGAUUAAGGACAUGAUCGAGGAGACCGGCAAGAAAAUGAAGAUCACGUAAUAUUUGCUGACCGCCACGCGUCGCUAGACCACGCGUACGUAAUACUUUCAUUGUAGGAGUAAAGCCAAGAUUCAUUGGUUGUGUAAGAUUUGUAAGAUCUAAGACAAAUGCUUCGGAUAUGAGUCAUAUCCGAAGCAAUUUGUCUUAGAUCUUACAAAUCUUGAUAUGACAGCUAAUGUAGAUAGCGCUGUACAGCUCCGUACAAUGCGGUAACUCUGGCUGUCAAAAAUUGACAACUCAGUUGCUACAAAACACAGCGCCGUAUAGCGCUGUCUAGUUAGGCUGCCAAACUCGAGGCACGAUUUUUUCUUACACCUCUUUUAUUUACAAUCAAAAAAUUUUUGCAACAAAGUAUAACGAUGAAGUACACGUUGGAUUAGAUUUUUGCUUUUUGAUAACUCGGAACGAUCGUCAGUGACUAUUCUAUUAUUUGCAAAGGCCUUAAUGCCUUUACUGGAUAUCGUCAAUGCGAUCUUUACUAAUUGAAGUCUUUGUGUGAAGUUAACAUGUUCACACUGUGAAUAACUACACAUUGAACUUUAGAACAAUGUAACGACUCUAUACGAAUGUAAUGCCAGAACGGCCGUAACCGUCAAACUAUGUGUUGGUUGAUACCUACAUAAAUCGCUUGGCGCCCGUUACGUAAUUUAUAGAAAAAAAAAGUCUAGGAAAAUUUUAUGUUGGAUAAGUUUGACAUGCUCAGAAAUUGUUUCCUAUUAAACAUUUAGUUACAUUAUUAGUAAAAUUAACUAACCUAAGAACAUCAGAAUCCAUACUACUUUAUCAUUAUCAAAUAUUAGUGAAAUCUCUCAAUCUCAGUCAUUAAUUUAAGCACAAAAUACAGCAAAUAAAUCUUUAUCACAAAGUAUCCCAUUUAUAAUACUUUUAAUCAGUGCCAAUAGUUAUAAAUUCUCGUGUCAUUGAUUCAACUCAAUAAUACUAACGUAGCUAGUGAAGUUAUCAAAUUCUAGUCCUUAUUGUAUAAUAAUCUGAGUACACAUGUUUUUUGGUACUUAAAAUGUAGGACCCUUGCCAUACUGAACAAUUUACGAUUAAUAUACAUGACAUGACUUAACUACGAAAGCUGUCAACCCUUUAUUGUCGACGUCUUACGUCAUGUGAAAAAUAAAAGCUAUAAACAAAGAAAAGGUACCACCUUGAUGUUUAAAACAAAGGAAUAUUGUUAAUGUAAUAAUAAUCGAUGCUUGUAAUAUUCGCGCAAAUUUAGUUUGUACAUGUUAUGCUUGAUUUUAUAAGAAGGAGCUUUUUAGUGUAAUUUAUUAAAAUAUUGAGUAAAUAAAUUUUAUAUAUAAAAUUAGUUCAUAUAAAAUGUGUAAUUAAAAGUUUUAUAAAAAAUA
This is a messenger RNA of Cydia strobilella, 2534 nucleotides long. It is a transcript of the gene MCU, whose product is annotated as calcium uniporter protein, mitochondrial. The record is from RefSeq and is a predicted model, not a curated record. The coding region runs from base 58 to 1176 and encodes 372 amino acids. Gene Ontology annotation, cellular component: uniplex complex; mitochondrial inner membrane. Gene Ontology annotation, molecular function: calcium channel activity; uniporter activity. Gene Ontology annotation, biological process: mitochondrial calcium ion homeostasis; calcium import into the mitochondrion. Lineage: Eukaryota; Metazoa; Arthropoda; Insecta; Lepidoptera; Tortricidae. The transcript has 8 exons.